This is a messenger RNA of Spodoptera exigua (beet armyworm), 1557 nucleotides long. The record is from the annotation of a GenBank genome assembly. NCBI's taxonomy places the organism in Eukaryota, Metazoa, Arthropoda, Insecta, Lepidoptera, Noctuidae.
AUGCUCAUCGCGUUCAAUGACUCGGCCAACCUCACUGACUUGGCGCUCGGCACCGACCUCCCCACCAGCCCCUACAGUCUCGCGCAGAAGAUCAUCAUCGCCAUCAUAGGCAGCGUCCUAUCGGUGCUCACCGUCGUCGGCAACUCCAUGGUGAUGAUCAGCUUCAAGAUCGACAAACAGCUGCAGACUAUAAGCAACUACUUCUUGUUCUCCCUGGCUGUGGCGGACUUCGCCGUGGGUCUGAUAUCGAUGCCGCUGUACACUAUGUUCACCAUCUACGGUUAUUGGCCGCUGGGCCCGCACGUGUGCGACACGUGGCUGGCCCUGGACUACCUCGCGUCCAACGCGUCAGUGCUCAACUUGCUCAUCAUAAGUUUCGAUAGGUACUUCAGUGUGACGAGACCGUUGACGUAUAGGGCUAAGAGGACUACACGAAGAGCGACGAUGAUGAUAGGAGGUGCGUGGGGCUUCAGUUUGUUGUUGUGGCCGCCGUGGAUUUACGCCUGGCCGUACAUCGACGGCGAGCGGAAAGUGCCCCCUCACGAGUGCUAUAUUCAGUUCAUAGAGACAAACCAGUUCAUUACGUUCGGGACAGCUAUAGCGGCGUUUUAUGUGCCAGUGACUGUCAUGUGUAUACUGUACUACAGAAUAUGGAGGGAAACUAAGAAACGGCAGAAGGAUCUGCCGAAUCUGCAAGGAGGGAAGAAACACGACUCGUCAAAGAGAUCAAAUUCUAGGACGGUAAACGAACAGAUGGACUACCUGAUGGUAAGCAAUCGCUACUGCCCAUGGUCACGAAACACAACUGAUGAGACGAGAGAAGUGGAUGGUCGUGCCAGAUCAGAGUCUGGCGAUGCAGACUCGGUGUACCACGUGAGGGGGGCGCUACACGACCAGCGGUGGAGGGAUAACCAGGCGGCUAACGCCCGUCGCACGUUGCGAGGUUGGGCGGCAGUGAGGGCCUGGUGUGUGGCGUGGUGGCACUCCGGGCGUGAGGAUGUGGAAGAUACCGAACCAGAGGAGGAACCCUCGGAUCCUGGGUACGCCACACCCGUGUCUGUCGAGACGCCGCUGCAGAGUUCUGUAUCGAGGUGCACAUCACUGAACGUCAUCAGGGAUCCUUAUGCAUCUCGUGGCGGAGGGUCCAGUGGUUCUGGAGGUGAUGGAGGUACUUCCCCCCUCCGACGAACUUACGAGCCACCCUCAAAUAUGCCAGCAGCACGCGAUAGUCGCUCUUUGCCUCCAAACACCAGGAUCAACGCUACUACCUCACCUGCACCAAAAUCUGCAUCCGCAGACUCAGUGUAUACAAUCUUAAUCAGGCUACCAGAUGCCGACACCGAAAGACCAACAAUUAAAAUGAUCACAGAAGAAUCUCCACCUUCUAAUACGAGGCCACAUUUUCGACCAACCAGAGGAGACUCAGAGCUCAACCUUCAUCCCGCUGGUCAUCAAGCACUGACUAGAAGAACAUCCCACAUACAGGACGUUAGAAUCCCUCUGAACGCCAAAAUAAUUCCGAAGCAGUUGGCAGCAUGCCUCAAGGGCUUGACCUAA